CUGUCCCAGGCCCCAGUCGCAACCAGCACUCGCCUGCUUCUUGUCUGCGCGAGCCUACGCAGCUCCUCAGGUGCUUCAGCAGUGCAGCAGCAAGUAUGGCGGGUGUGGAGCAGCACGAGGGCACCAUCCAGGUUCAGGGUCAGACCCUCUUCUUCCGAGAGGCUCGGCCAGGCGGUGGACAGGCUGCCCGCUUCUCAGUUCUGCUGUUGCAUGGUAUCCGCUUCUCCUCCGAGACCUGGCAGAACCUGGGCACGCUGCACAGGCUGGCUCAUACUGGCUACCGGGCUGUGGCUAUUGACCUGCCAGGUCUGGGGCGCUCCAAGGAAGCAGCAGCCCCCGCCCCUAUUGGAGAGCUGGUCUCCGGCAGCUUCCUUGCAGCUGUGGUAGAUGCCUUGGAACUGGGCCCCCCAGUUGUGAUCAGCCCAUCGUUGAGUGGCAUGUACUCCCUGCCCUUCCUCACGGCCCCUGGCUCCCAGCUUCGGGGCUAUGUGCCAGUGGCCCCCAUCUGCACUGACAAAAUCAAUGCUGCUGACUAUGCCAGUGUGAAGACCUCAACUCUUAUUGUAUAUGGAGACCAGGACCCCAUGGGUCUGACCAGCUUUGAGCACCUGAAGCAGCUGCCCAACCACCGGGUGUUGGUUAUGAAGGGGGCAGGGCACCCCUGUUACCUUGACAAACCUGAGGAGUGGCACACAGGGCUGCUGGAUUUCCUGCAGGGGCUAGCAUGAGACCCAGACCUGCUGAUGGGGGUGGCUACUGGCCUGCCUUGGGCUCUCUCUGUCUCCUUCCUCCCUCCAUGGGUUUCUGCUCAUCAUGUACAUGCAACAGGUGUAUCUCUGUCCAUCUGGGUUCUUAUCUUUGGGGUCUAUCUUUUCCUCUUCCUCUUUCUCUUGCAGUGACAGACUAUGGAGCUGCAAUCAAGAAGAAAAGCCCCAAGAAUCAAGAGACAUAAUCUGGUGGAGGGUAAUCCAUUGGGCUUCUCUUAUAGGUUUUCCUGUUUGCUUGCACCCCUUUCUCUGCCCUUUUCAGCCUCGCCUUCCUGCCUCCAAGUUCUCCCUUUGGCUCUCCUAUGGGACACUCACACCCCCUUCCCCUGCCUCUUAGACUACAGAUACAUCCAUGCCCACGUGCAUGCUUACACAUUUAGAGCCAUCUAUGUUCCCAGAUAUGGCCCUUCACUUGGUACAGGCAACUCUGGGCUAACAUGCACAUUGUCACCUGCAGCUUUGCACUGGAUGCACUCACAUACAUGCAUUCUUGUGCCUCCACACAUGCCCCCUCCCAACCAUGCAGCACCGACUGUCCAGGAAGAUGGGGACCCAAUGGGCCAGCCCUAGCAGGAGGCCCUCUGCCAGGCUUAGGAGUAGCCAGCCUUGAACUUCAUUCACCCACAUGAUGCAGCUGGCCCCAGACCAGAAUUGUCCCCCACCCCCCAAAGGCGACAUCCUUUCCACCCUCAGAUCUCUCUGCCCUCCGCUCCUCGCUUUCUGGGUGCUCCACACCUCCCCAGGUUGUUAGGCCUGCAUCUGCUCAGCCAAGCUUGUUUCCUGCUCUGGGGUUUGGGGGUUGGGGAGGUAGAGAAUGGAGGUCGAUGAAAUAAAGUGAUGCAAUUAGA
Molecule: messenger RNA, 1615 nt
Organism: Hyaena hyaena (striped hyena)
Lineage: Eukaryota; Metazoa; Chordata; Mammalia; Carnivora; Hyaenidae
Gene: ABHD14B
Product: abhydrolase domain containing 14B
Exons: 4
Coding region: 96-728 (210 amino acids)
Cellular component (GO): cytoplasm
Source: RefSeq, a predicted model, not a curated record